Molecule: messenger RNA, 1017 nt
Organism: Paramuricea clavata
Lineage: Eukaryota; Metazoa; Cnidaria; Anthozoa; Malacalcyonacea; Plexauridae
Source: the annotation of a GenBank genome assembly
GCACUCAAUGAUUAUGAAAGAUUGGAUUCAUCCAGGAAGUAUGAUCCAUUACAACAACAUAUUUCUACUGAUGAUGACGAUCCUUUGAAGAAGAAAGAAUCCGAGAAGCUUGUCACUUUUAUUGAACAUUUUAAUGAUCUCUUUGAUUUUGCUCAGUAUGAAGCAGCUGCCAUCCAUGCAGCGACAUCGCCUAUGGCAAUAUUACGGACACCACAAGCUAUGCAGAAAUUCAAAGAAGUUGAAAUUUUCGAGGGGUCAAAAUCACCAUUGUUCCUGUACUGUGAAGCUCUUAUGACCACGAGUGUAGUCGAUUCUGAAACUUUUAAAUUGUUACCAAGCAUGUCAUUGGAAUGUAUUUCCUGUGCUUUGAAGGAGAGUGGAAUAAACUUAGCUAUUCAUUGGCUUAAUCAACCUUGCAUUGUAUCAUCAAUACCUUUGGCUAACUUCUUAGUAGAUAGUUGUCAAUGUGUUCGCAAUUGUUGUUGCAAAUGCCAAGCACUUGCAGAAGGAAUUUACCGAAAGUUUGAAGCUCAUCAGCAGGUUGCCAACACCUUAGCAAGACAAGGGAAGUAUCGUGCCGUCAUUGAGUAUGGACGAACAAAUGGAGGUUUCAAGAUUGCCGACUACAAAGCCAUACUUGAAUCAAACCCCACAAUUUUCUACGCAAUCAUGCUUCUUCAAUCUAACCUGAACAGCAGAAGGACUGAAUGCGGUAUAUCAUUUUGUUGUAUCAUAAAUAUCUUACUUACAAACAAUGAAGAGGUACUUAUUUCAUUUCUUGAACAAAUUGCUUCCACUGGUGUUUACGAUUCAAAACGCAUAAAGCAUUCCAUAAGUGAUCUUAUUUUUCAAGAGAAAUCUUCGGAUAAGAUGACUACUGAGAAAUGGAAAAGAGUUAUGGAUCUUUGCUGUUCGAACGAUCGUUCUGAGAUUGCGAUGGAAAUUUUGAGUACAUUGCUUGUAAGACAAGCUUUGAAUCAUGCCUCCAUUUCCUCUUCAAUGGACUAUAUUUCAUAG